AUGCUUCUCCUCAUCAAUGGUAUUUUAUUGGUCAUUUGUUUACUACUGAAUUGUGUUGGCUAUUAUAAUCGGAAUGUUACUACUACUACUUUAUCGUCAACAACAACAAAUCUCACUCAGAGCACAUUGAAUACAUUUGCAAAAUUUCAAAAUAAUUAUUUGGUUGUGUAUUUGUGUAUGACUUUUAGUGAUUGGCUUCAAGGAGCCUAUGUAUAUGUUCUCUAUGAAUCGUACGGAUAUGAAAUUGAGACAAUAUCUAGGUUGUUUAUAUUUGGAUUCUUUAGUAGUAUGAUUUUUGGAACGAUUAUUGGAUCUCUUUCUGACAAGUUAGGGAGAAAGAAAAUUUGUUUGACAUUUGUAGUUUUAUAUGCUUUGGCUUGCUUGACAAAACACAGCUCCAACUUGGUGGUAUUAAUGAUUGGACGAUUUUUCAGUGGAAUAGCUACUAGUAUUUUGAGUUCUGUAUUCGAAUCUUGGAUGAUUUACGAGCAUAACAAUGCCAAAUUCGAUCCUUCUUGGAUUGGAGAUACUUUUUAUCAGCAGACUUUUGCAAAUGGAAUUAUUGCAAUCUUGUCAGGAUUUGUUUCAAACUUUUUAUAUGAUAUUAUAGGAAGUCCUGUAGCUCCAUUUGAUUGUGCCAUUAUCUUCCUCGUUAUUGGAGGUGCAAUAAUUUACUAUAAUUGGAAUGAAAAUUAUGGUGACACCACUGGUGAUUGGAAAAAGAAUUUCAUUAGAGGAUAUGAAGUUAUUAGGACUGAUAAGAAAGUUUUGUGUGUUGCAAUUUCACAAAGUUUCUUUGAAGCUGCAAUGUAUAUUUUUGUUUUAAUGUGGACUCCAACUUUGCAACAAGCAUACUGGGAUGGUGUUAAACAAUUGGACAUUGGUUAUGUAUUUGCCGCCUUUAUGAUUUCUGUCAUGAUUGGAAGUUCAAUUUUCAAAAUCUUUUAUUCCAAUGCUAGCUCUCAGAAGAGUUUUACAAAUGCUAGCCGUUUCUCAAGUGUGGAAUUCAUUCUCUUGAUUGUAUUUAUUACUGCAAUAGUUUCAUUCAUCAUUCCAAUUUUUUUCUCUUCAUUCACACCAAUUUUAUUGAGCUUUUUAGUGUUUGAAGCAUGUGUUGGAGUAUUCUGGCCUGCCAUCUCUACCAUGAAGAGCAUGUACAUACCAGAAGAUGUCAGAUCUACUGUUAUGAACUAUAUUAGAAUUCCUACCAAUUUUCUGGUUGUAUUAUCAUUGUAUUAUGUUAAUUCUAUUUCUCAAUUUGAAGUUUGUUGUGGGCUAUUACUUGUUUCUGUUACUAGUCAAUAUUAUCUUUUCAAAUAUCAUAUGGCAGAUGACACAAAGCCAAACUUUACUUCACAAGAUAAUGUUUAAGAUUCAGAUACUUUUGAAUAACAUAUCAACAUUCGUUCACUUCACAAUCUCAAACUCACAUCAUCAAUUAGGUGAUGUAAAUUACUAUUUCAAUUUUGUUAAUUGAAUCACAUUGAUUAUUGUAGACAAGUUCAAGAAAUUCCUUUAACAAAUGGAAAUUACAGAUACAGUCUCUCGUUCCUCAGUUACAAGUUAUCAGAAUAGCUUUACUUCAUCUCCAUUAAAAUAAAUUACUAUUUAUUUGUUC
Messenger RNA from Naegleria gruberi, 1618 nucleotides. RefSeq names its product DUF791 domain-containing protein. The transcript is spliced from 4 exons. Lineage: Eukaryota; Heterolobosea; Eutetramitea; Acrasida; Naegleriidae. Gene Ontology annotation, cellular component: membrane. Gene Ontology annotation, biological process: molybdate ion transport. The record is from RefSeq and is a predicted model, not a curated record. Bases 1 to 1371 code for a protein of 456 amino acids. Gene Ontology annotation, molecular function: molybdate ion transmembrane transporter activity.